Molecule: messenger RNA, 303 nt
Organism: Porites evermanni
Lineage: Eukaryota; Metazoa; Cnidaria; Anthozoa; Scleractinia; Poritidae
Source: the annotation of a GenBank genome assembly
AGGAGAGCGUACUCGGCUCUUAAUCCUUUGACACAAGAGGAGAAAAAACAGAUCGUGGAAGCCAUGAGUUUGUCGCAAGGGCACUGGUUCAAAUGUCCCAAGGGACACGUCUACGCCAUUGGUGAAUGCGGUGGUGCUAUGGAGAGAAGCAGGUGUAAUGAAUGCGGGGCUGUGAUUGGUGGAGCAAAUCAUAGACUAGAAGAGGGAAAUGACUUGGCACCUGAGAUGGACGGAGCAAGACACGCAGCCUGGUCUGAACAGGCAAACCUACAGAAUUAUAAUUUAAGGGACGAGUUACUGUGA